Aspergillus puulaauensis is the source of this 1767-nucleotide messenger RNA. RefSeq lists its product as uncharacterized. Lineage: Eukaryota; Fungi; Ascomycota; Eurotiomycetes; Eurotiales; Aspergillaceae. The record is from RefSeq and is a predicted model, not a curated record. The transcript has a single exon. Gene Ontology annotation, molecular function: FAD binding. The coding region runs from base 1 to 1767 and encodes 588 amino acids.
AUGUCUACCAAGCAAGUAAGUGUCCCCGACGACAUAGAAACCGACAUUUUUGUCGUCGGUGCCGGCGUGACCGGCCUGACCUUCGCAGGCUUGCUAGCCGCUGCCGGGGUGCGAACCUUCACCAUAGCAAAGCACUCAGGGACAGCACCCUCGCCACGAGCCCAUGUCACUAACCAACGGACUAUGGAGAUCUUCCGAGCUAUGGGCAUAGAAGAGCGGGUGCGCGAGGUGUCAACACCGCUGCCGGAACUGGGAAACGGGGUCAUCUGCACCAGUCUGACUGGGUUGGAAGUAGCCCGGUACAGUUGUUAUGGGGCUGGGACUCGUCAGCUUACCGACUUCGCAGCAGCGAGCCCGGUGGAAAUGGUUAAUUCACCACAACAUGUUCUUGAACGGGUGUUGCUGGCACAUGCACUCGAGAAAGGGGCCGAGAUUCGUUACUACAACGAAUUGAUCGAUAUUCAGCAAACGAGCGAAGGCGUUGUCGGUCGGGUGCGAGAACGGCAGACUGGUGCUGAGUACACCGUCCGCGCCAAAUAUGCCAUCGGAGCAGAUGGUGGUCGGUCGUUGGUCGCCCAGCAUGCAGGCAUUGAAUUCCAAGGCGAGCAUGGGCUCAUCAACAUGCUCACGUCGUGGCUGGAAGCCGAUGUCACGCCGUACACUGCGUACCGGCCCGCUUGCAUCUACAUGAUGGCACAGCCUGGAAACGCAUUCUGGGUGGGCUCUGGAACAUUGGUUGCUGUCAAGCCUUACACUGAAUGGCUCCUCAACCGACAAUACAAUGCCGGAGAUGAGCCGGAUCUCUCUGAAGAGGCGGUUAUUGGGUACGCUCGUAAGGCCUUGGGAAUUCCCGAUCUCAAGGUCACGGUUAAGAACAACAGCAAAUGGCAGGUCAACAACGUGUAUGCCACCAAGACCUCCCACGGACGCAUCUUUUUGGCCGGGGACGCGGCGCAUCGGCACCCACCGGCUAGCGGAUUGGGAAGCAACACCUGCGUUCAGGACGCGUACAAUCUUGCCUGGAAGCUCGGGCUAGUGGUAUCCGGCAAGGCGAAUGAUCGCAUGUUACAGAGCUACAGCCAGGAACGGCAGCCUGUGGCCGAGCAAAUUGUAAAGCAUGCAAUCCAGUCCCUGUAUAACUUCGCGCGGGUGCCGCAAGCCCUAGGCUUCAAACAAGGCCAGUCAACCGAAGAGGGCUACAAGUCGCUGGAAGAACUUUUCUCGGACUCCCCGAAAGCAGAAAAACGUCGGGCAGACUUAAAGGAGGCAGUGGAGCUGCAGCAUCGCCGGUCCAAUGCUCUUGGUCUGCAACUAGGCUAUCGGUAUAAGAGCUCUGACGCGAUUGUAUACGAUGGAACACCGUUCGCCCCAUAUCAACGUGAUCCGGUGCUCCACUACGAACCCACAACACAUCCGGGUGCCUAUCUGCCACAUUCUUGGAUCCAACACAAAACCAAGCUCAUAUCCACGUUGGAUAUUUUCGAAUUCGGCCAGUUUGGGCUUCUUGUCGGAAUCGGGGGCGACCCAUUUGUGGAGGCGGCGAAGACGGUGCGCCAAGAACUCGGGGUCCAGCUCCCGGUCUACAAGCUUGGAUAUCGCUGCCCAUAUGAUGACGUGCUGGGAGAGUGGUACAGUGUAUGUGAGAUUGGGGAUCGGGGUGCCCUCUUGGUACGACCGGAUCGUCACAUUGCCUGGCGCACAUUUGAUCGCCCUGGGGAUCCGACUGAGGCCUUACGGUCUGCAUUCCGUCAAGUACUUGGUCUUUAG